Molecule: messenger RNA, 1104 nt
Organism: Colletotrichum graminicola M1.001
Lineage: Eukaryota; Fungi; Ascomycota; Sordariomycetes; Glomerellales; Glomerellaceae
Product: 2OG-Fe(II) oxygenase superfamily protein
Exons: 2
Coding region: 1-1104 (367 amino acids)
Molecular function (GO): dioxygenase activity
Source: RefSeq, a predicted model, not a curated record
AUGGCCACCAAGACUGUUCAAAGUGGGCCGAGUAUGGCGCGCCUAAAGUAUCAACAGCCAGCCGAAACCAAACAUGAAUUGGACUGGGCUGAAUUCAUUACCCUCGACCUUUCUCAGUUUGACGCGCCCGGGGGCAAGAAGAGGCUCGCAGCCCAACUCCGGGAUGCCGUCCACCAGAUCGGCUUCUUCUAUGUCAUCAACUACGGGAUCGAGCAGGAGGUGGUGGACGAGCAGUUCGCCAUCGGCAGGGAGGUCUUCAAGCUGCCCCUCGAGGAGAAGAUGAAGCACGUUGCCGACAUCGCCAACGGCAGCUACAAUGGCUACCGGCCUAAGGGGACCAGGGAGCAGUUCCCCGGACUCCGCGACAACGUCGAGUUCUACAACCUAUUCAAGCUGAACGGAAAGCUGGAGCGCUCCCACCCGGACGUCAUCGUGCGGAACCGGCCCAAGAUCGAGGCCUUUCAGCGGCACAUCGUCGAGGACGUGACCCGGAAGCUGCUCAUACUACUAGCCAUCGUGCUGGAGCUACCCAGGGAGGACCAGCUGCUUGAGGGUCACCAUUUCGAGGACGUCAGCGACUGCCAUCUCCGCUAUAUGCUCUACCACUCGCGCAGCGCCGAGGAGAAUGCAAAGUUCGGCAACGUCUACGCCGGCGGGCACACCGACUUCGGGACCAUCAGCCUCUUAUUCCGGCAGCCCAUUGCGGCCCUGCAGAUUAUGAUGCCUGACGGCAGCUGGAAGUGGGUCAAGCCGUACCCGGCGUCCAUCACGGUCAACAUCGCGGAUGCACUACAGUUCUGGUCCGCCGGGUACCUCAAGAGCAGCAUCCACCGCGUUGUCACCCCGCCCGAGGACCAGGCCCACCUCGACCGGCUGGGACUGCUGUACUUCGUGAGGCCGGCGGAGGACCUCGACCUGAAAACACUGGACAGCCCGCUACUGAAGCGUCCGGGGCUCAAGUGUGCCAAUGACGAGGCCGCAGGGAUCAAGGCGGGCGACUGGGUCAAGGCGAGGGUCAAGGAGGAUUUACAGAAGGCGGUCGAGGGCGGGCACAAGAAUGUUCCCGUUCUUGGUGGUGUCAGCGUCAAGUAUUACCAGUCGUGA